AUGUCCCAAUUAUCGAUUAGAACUACAUCCUAUCAUUUGCCAAAUCUAAAUGAUGAUGAGCAAUCAUUUAAAUUACAAUUAUUUUCAAGUGCAGAACAAUUCUGGGAUUACACCUCUUCCUAUCUGAUGGAAUUUCCAGCAGAGAAUAAUCUCGUGUUGGGAAUUAUAAAAUCUUGCAUUGAAACUCCGAAUCGAUUUUCUUCCGAUAAGAGGUUCUUGAUGAGUAUUGAAGAUUUGGAGGGAAAUAUUCAGAUGGUAAUUGUGUGGACUAUUCCAUUCUUGAUUCUGACAAGUUAUUCGAAAGAGAUGGAGAAGAGAAGGGUAAUAUUGAAGAGUUUGAUUGGAUUCUUUUUGAGAAAUGAUUACGAAACUUUGAGAAUUGAAGGAGAAUUUAAAGCAGUAGAAGAAAUGAUUUCGACUUAUGGAAGGAAAUGUAAUGGAAUUUUAUCAGAUGAUGAAGAAUCUGAAUGGUUUAUUCAAGAAUAUUGUAAAGAAAGAGAACUGCUUUAUCCUAAUCAAAAAUUGAAUGUUAUUCGAAAUAUUGGAAUGACAACCUAUCGAUUGAGUUUGCAAGAUUUAACACCUCUUAAAAGAGAUUAUCAAGAUUUAGAAUUUCACAUUCUAGAUUUACACGAAACUAAUCGUGUAGAGGAAUAUCUUGAUAGAUUACAGGAAUUUUACAAAACUGUCUUUCCAGAAAAGGAACAAAACAGUAGAGAAUAUAUCAUGGAGUUUAUUCUUAGUAGAACUGCUUCCCGCCAAAAUGCUUACUAUUGCAUUCGAAAGGAAAAUCCAUCCAAAAUGAUUGCCAUCAGUAUGGCCAAUCCACUUCCUCAAUCAGCCAGAGUUUCAUGUGUAAUGAGUAUUCCAGACGAAAGAGGAAAGGGAAUUGGAAGUUACAUUGUGCAUCAAAUGGCCAAAGAUUUACUUGUUGAAAAACCCAAAUUGACUGGAGAGCCAUGUCAAUGUUUGUUCUUGUUUGCUGACUUGUCCAAUCCAUCGGCAAUUCAUUUGUAUGAAGGAGCAGGAUUUAAGGGUGUUAGAAAUGUGUGCGAAUUGGAAAUUAAAUAUCAGGAUGAGGAAUAAUUUAUUCCUUAUCUGUUAUUCCUAAAAUUAAAUAAAUUGGUUUUGAAACUGUUUGAUUAUUGGUU
Molecule: messenger RNA, 1151 nt
Organism: Naegleria gruberi
Lineage: Eukaryota; Heterolobosea; Eutetramitea; Acrasida; Naegleriidae
Product: GCN5-related N-acetyltransferase
Exons: 1
Coding region: 1-1086 (361 amino acids)
Molecular function (GO): acyltransferase activity, transferring groups other than amino-acyl groups
Source: RefSeq, a predicted model, not a curated record